UCGUUGUUCCUCCGUCUCGACGGCUCGCCUCCUCCCCCGCUUCGCUCCACUCUCCCAGUCCGUCCCAUCCCGCCCCGCCGGAGCACGCCGCAGCGGCGGCCGCCUGCGCCUGCGCUCGCCGCACACGAGCGGCAGAUGGACACUGUGGCUCCCCGCCUGAGCCGCUCCUCGACGCGGUACGGGCCCGUCAGCAGCAGCGCGGCCUCCUUCAGCGGGCCCGUCCGGAAGUGGCGCAAGGCCUGGGUGCCCCUCGCCGGCGCCGGCGCCGCCGGGUCCGGGGGAGGGGUGUCACGGGGUGACAACAAGGUGGUUCUGUUUAGGUGGACGCCGGUGAACGGCGGCUCGAAAGGAGGGGGAGGCGCCGCCAGCGGCAUGGAGCCGGCGGCCGCGGGCCGGCGGCGCUACGUCCCGGCUGCAGGGGAGGCAGAAAACACUAGCAAAAAGGGCAGCAGCAGCGAGCUCAACUUGAACCUCGAGCUGGAAGACCCCGAUGACGACACUGAUGCUGAUAUGAGCACAGACGAGCCACGCGGCGUGAAAGAUAGCAGCCCGCGUCCAGAAAGCCGGUUGAAGCAGAAAGCAUUUUAGCCCCCUGGGCCCUGGCAACCUAGAGAUGUGGAUCGGAGCACCAGCUUCAUCUUCCACCUUAACCCACGAGGCGGGGAUUUCGUGUAACAUAACCUAGCAUGUAGCUUGUACCAGCCAGCCCGUCCUCCUAAGCCUAUUCCAGUGUAGAAUGAUGCGUCGUCGAUGAUCCGCCCUAGUUCCCUGUGCUUGCUUGCUUGCUAUCAUUUGUCACUCAUAUAAGGAGUAAGCUAGUUGUGAACUAAACUAGUUGUGAAUCUUGUGUUGGUGUGUACUGCGACGUAGCAACGUGUUAAUGUGGAAACUCUGAUGCUGGGAGCUGCUCGACCAUGCAACGAGGUUUUUUUUUCUCUCA
Panicum virgatum (switchgrass) is the source of this 940-nucleotide messenger RNA. RefSeq lists its product as uncharacterized. The record is from RefSeq and is a predicted model, not a curated record. NCBI's taxonomy places the organism in Eukaryota, Viridiplantae, Streptophyta, Magnoliopsida, Poales, Poaceae. The transcript is spliced from 2 exons. The coding region runs from base 136 to 588 and encodes 150 amino acids.